This is a messenger RNA of Seminavis robusta, 4419 nucleotides long. Lineage: Eukaryota; Bacillariophyta; Bacillariophyceae; Naviculales; Naviculaceae. The record is from the annotation of a GenBank genome assembly.
CUUCUUGCUACUGUACGGUACAGGAUCAGAAAGGCUAAUCUUAACCAAGAGGUGAAAGCAUUGAAUGUUUGUGAGAAGGUUUUUCUACUGUACCAACGUGUUCAUGUUUUAAACACAUGUUGAACUACAGUGACGAAGCGCCUCUGAUCUCUUAUAGCACAUUUCAACAGGGAAGCCAAGCAGCGAGAGCAGCAAAAGCAGCAAAGGCCUCAUCACUCUGCACUCAGCACUCAUCACAUCAAUCCCAUGCAGAGCAAUCGAACAGAAACGAAACUGUUGGAUGCUUGAUGGAUGGCACCUCGAUCGCAGUAAGGUCAAAAGCAAAGCAGAGAAAGGGCAAGGAAAGCACACAAGAAAUCAACCAAAGAACUUCCGAAGAGGCAGCCGACGCAACGAAGAUUAGCGAACAUUUGACGCCUCUCAUCGAUCCGCAUACCGGUACCACGACGAGACUUUGGUAACUCAUCGGCAACAGCAAGCAAACUAGCUAGUGGGCGAGCAUGUCUGACAGCACUGUGGUGCAACAGGUUCCGUCGCGUUCCGCAAAGGACUAUGAGACAGAGGAAGCUCUGCGACAGGCCAUGACGAAUAUGAAUGAACCUCCGUUUGGCAACCUCCAGGCCGCAGCAGACACCGCUUCGACAGUUUCAGAAGACCCCAAGGACGGCACUGCAGUCAACAACAAUACUGCCAAGAGCAAUUCCGGAGUCUUGGCCGGCAAUUGGGAUUGGGUGCUAACGAAUUACGAUGGCGACAACAGCGAACCGCAAUCGGUAGACCAUGAGCUUCAGCGUCUCAAAGUCCUCAUGUCCUACAUGAUCUUGGAUGCUGACCGCGAAGAAGCCUUUGACAGAUUGACUCGAAUGGCAUCUCGCAUGUUUGAUGUGCCCAUUUCGCUGGUCAGCCUGGUGGACCUUGGCAGACAAUGGUUCUUGUCCAAUCAUGGAAUGGGAGAUGUUCGACAAACUCCUCGGGAUGUCGCCUUUUGCGCUCAUGCGAUUCAAGGAAAAGGUGAUAUUUUCGUCGUCCCUGAUACGAGCAAAGAUCCGCGGUUCCGGGAGAGUCCGUUGGUCCUCAAUCCUCCCAAAAUUAUGUUCUAUGCUGGGGCACCACUCCUAUCACUGGAGGGGUUCAAGCUGGGUACUUUUUGUAUUAUUGAUACCAAACCGCGCCCCAAUGGACUCACAAAACCUCAGCAAAGUCUCCUCAAAGAUUUCGCUGCAAUUACUGUCAAAACAAUGGCUGAUCGAAGACAUUUGGCGGAUCAGGAAGAUCCGUCACGGUUGGUCGCAUGUACGGCACACGAUUUAUUGACGCCGUUGUCCGGAGUAUUGCUCUCACUCUCCAUGCUCAAAGAUGAUGAAGACUUUGAAAAAACGCUCAACGAGCACCAAAAGGAAUGCAUAGCCACGGCAACGAGAAGUUCCGAAAUGAUGCGAAGAAUUUGUCAAACCACCAUUGAAACGCUGCGAAAAGCAAGCAAGGGGGUAGUCGUCAAUAGCAAUGGAUCCACGUCGGAUACCAACAGAAACACGACAUCGACAAAAUCCGAUAAUGACGGAGAAGCACGACCAUUCAUUGACAUUCGGGAAUUUGUCAAGAGUCUCCACAUGAUCAUCGAUCCCAUUCCCAAGAGAGUGCCGCUGGUCAUCACGGUCGACUCAUCCGUUCCUAUGCACAUUGUCAGUGAUGACUUGAAAAUCUUCCGAUCCAGCCUGAACUUGCUUUCGAAUGCGUGUCGAAACACCGAAACGGGAUCCAUACGAUUCCGAAUGUACAUCAACGACAAUCAAUUAGUUUUCGAAUGCGAGGAUUCAGGACAGGAUAUUGAAAUGGAAGAUCGUGAUCGCCUUUUUCACCCCCACAUGGAUGAUUUUGGGGCCGUGGCGGAUCUGGGACUCUACUCCUUGGCAGCGCAGAUCGAUUCUCUGGAUGGUCAAUACGGGUUCCGCCCUCGAGGUGAAAGUCUCGAUGGUACGUUCAUAAAGGACAACAAAGGUCGGAAGGUAACUGGAUCUGUCUUUUGGUUCAGUAUUCCUAUCGUGGUGCCAUCGGAUCUCCCGAGACCUUCCAGUAGUGACGGUAUCACCCAUUUGUCAGGAAUUCGGUCCGUGGAAUCGUUCGCGUCCGCUGGGGCCAGCGUUUCCAGUAUUGACGCGACGGGCAUAUCUAGAAACAACUCGGGUCUCUUGGCGGUUACCGCGGCUGCCGCAAGGUCCAUGUCCAUGUCAGGAUCGUCCAGCAACUGUCUCGAUUGCUUGGUGCGGACGCUGUCGGCGCAAUCGUCGUCCGCCUUUGGUCAACGCAAACAGCCUCUGAGAGGUACAGUCAAUAGUACGUGGGAAAAGAAAAAAGGUUCCAACAUUAACAUUAUGCGAAUCAGACAAGCGCUUGGUGGGGAUACUCCUUCAAGACCAGCACACUCGCAAAGCUCUGGAUCGCUCAGUUCAGCUUCCUUUGGUUCUUCUGCCAAGCUCUCGUCCGCCAGCUUGAUGGGACUUGCUCAAAAUGCCGGUGUGAUGGAAUCCGCCCAAAAGAAGGCAUCCAUGACUCCGAAGCCGGAUACACCUCGCAAGAAAAAGGCUCUUGUCAUUGAAGAUUCCAUGGUGGUACGAAAGACACUGGCCCGUGCACUCCAAAAGCUUGGCUACAUUGUGACUCAAGCUGUAGACGGCAUGGAGGGCCUCAAAGAGCUAAAGAAAACUGUCUACGACUUUAGUCUUUGCGACUUUCUCAUGCCCAACAUGGACGGAUUGGACUGUGUGCAACAAUAUCGCAAAUGGGAACAGGAUAAUCGACCGUCGUUCCGGCAAUACAUUGUUGGCAUCUCGGCUCAUGCAGGUCACAAGGACAUUACCAAAGGCCUGGAGAUUGGCAUGAACGACUUCAAGCCAAAACCUGUCACUAUCAAGCAUCUGACUCAACUUCACGAGAGCACAGAGCUUGUGCAAGUACGAGCAACGCUUGACGAGCUACACCGAGUCAGCAAACGGAGCAGAUCCAAUAUGUCGCUCAAAGAUAAGAAGCUGAAAAUGGACGCCGAUGCCAUUCUGAGCUCAGCCGCAGAGCUUUCAACAGCGUCGCUCUUAUUGCAGCGGAAACGAAGAAGCAGGAACGAACUCAGCAUUAAUCUGCGGUCAGAUGACAUCCUAGAAAGCAAUCGUGCAAGGAAACGAGGACGGUUUGCGGAUGACAUGGACUCCGCAGGAAAGGCCGUGGAAAAGGUUUGUUUACUAGCUACGGACAGCCAUACUCAUGAAUCUGACUUGCCGAAGCACAUGGAGGCAAAUGGCUGGAAGGUGACUCAGGUUCAUGACGGCGACAGUGUCCUGCGUAUGCUCAAGACGCGCAACUGGGGGGCAGUCUUGCUCGAUGACGAGCUUCCACGCAUGUCGGGAAGUCGCUGCAUUGCAGCAUUUCGCGAGUGGGAACUCAAGAACCGAGUGUGUCGCCAAAACAAUGUGUUUUUGGUAUGCAGCAGUGGCCUUCCCUCGCCACACGACGCUACCUCCGUCGUGCAAGCACCUUGUGGUUUCGAUGGCGCUCUGGAUGCACCCGUGUUGUGGAAGGACGUCAAGUAUCUGUUGAAGAAGUCACAGAUCGGAGAGCCCGAACAUCGCGGGGGUCUGAAUAUUGUGACCAGGUAGUACGGCAAGGCGUUGAUAUUGCUUUUGGCUGUUGGAAGCAUGUCAGUUUUUAACUGAUGCUGUUGGACUGCACUAGAGAACUACUGGUAGCUACUACUAGCAAUUCAUGAUCAAGAUUAGCGUAGUCGUUGAUGCAACUGCAGCUGCGAAUGUUCGGUGUACCAACACUCCAUAAUAGAUCUUGCUGUGCCACUGCUGUGCCUUCCUUCUGAAGAAGGUGUAGUACUCCGAACCGGUACCGGUACCGUAAUAAUAAUAUGUGCGAAUGAAUGCGGUUCGAGUUUCGAGUUGGUCUUGUGGAUUUGGAAGUUGAAACCAAUUCCGUCAUCCAGACCGCCUGCCUUUGAAGUUCUGCUCGGGAGAACUCCUAAGCAAACAGUACCAGGUACCGUACCUACCGGUACCGGUAUACUGUACCUGUUGAAGUCCUUGAAUUUUUAAAAGAAAGCAUAGUCUGGGUCAAUAUUAAAUUUUUCGAAGCGCUCAAGCUUCAAGCUAUGACAUAGCUAGCAAGAGCUCUAGCUAGCUACGGUAGCAAGCUAAUAGUAGAGACAAGAGAGUUACAGCGGUGCUCGAGUUCGCGUCAGUCCGCAAGACAGCAAAAUGUCCAAUGACUGACUACUAGGUGUUCUUACCUUCCGGUAGGUUUUUGUUACUUAAUCAAUACACAUGCUGUGGAAUGCUUCAAGACAUUGCGAAAGUCACUAUUAAUACUACUAGUAGUAUACCUACCAGUUGUUUGUGAAAAAUAUGAAUUCCUACUCUAUCCUGU